AUCAGCUGCCGAGAUAAAUAAUCCAUAAAAAUUUUUCAAUUUAAAAUUGUAAAUUAUCUCCACGAAAAUUAAUUAGCGUUUAAAAUGAAUCAUGAAUCACUGAAAAAGAAUCCAGCUUAAAAAUAAAUCUCUCAUUACCCAGCAUUCGUCGAUUAUUUCGUUCGAAUUCGAAAGCAUGCCCGAUAAAUUUGCUUAGUUCUGCUAUCUCGACCAUAUUGUGUGACGGUGUUGAAUGUUGAUUGCCCUAAAAUGCCAAGUUCUAUGCUUUUUGGAAUCAGCACCGAAGGUAAAGUCUUCGGAUUAUCGACAAACGGUAAAAAAUGGCGUGAAUUUCCUUACUUGGGCUUAGAAUUCAAGAAAAUAUCUUCGGUACCGAGCUUUCUAUGGGCUCUGGGAGGAGACCGACAAAUCUAUUUGCACGUUCACAGCCUCGAUAUACCUAUACGGAUUAAAGAAGAAGUAUACGAGAAUGAGAGAUGGUUUCCUAUCGAAGGAUUUGGUAAAAGGUUGCUACCAACUGAUCGAUAUCACUGGUCAAAUAAAGAUGGCACUGUGGAAAGACGAAAAGAAAAUAUUAGAUUGCCAUCGAUGGCAUGGCAAUGGGAGAGUGACUGGCAGCUUGAACUUACUUUGGAUGGAUAUCCGUUGGAUUUCGAUGGGUGGACUUAUGCGAUUGAUUUUCCUGCUUCUUAUUCGCCUUCUAAGCAGUGGUCAUCUUGUGUUAGGCGUCGUAAAUGGACGAGGUAUCGUCGUUACGGAGCCAUGUAUGCUUGGUGUGCUAUACCACCACUUCAUAACGAUCCUACUAAGGAACCAUUUAUCGAUGUCUGUAUCGGAGGAUACAGUAAAUUAGACGAAAAUAAAGGUAUGCUGUCUGUUUGGGCUGUGACCGUUUAUGGACGAAUCAUGUUCCGUAACGGUGUCAAUACCGAAUGCCCUGACGGAACUCGUUGGAUUAGUGUCCCACCUCCUAAAAACUCCGAAGUGAGAUGUGCCAGUUGUUCGGCCAUCGGUGUCCUAUGGAUUGUUCUCGAUGACGGAGGAGCCGCCGUCAGAUAUGGAAUUACAUCUCAAUGUUUAACUGGAGAAACUUGGUUGGAAGUAUCACCACCGGAAAAAAAUCUCAAACUGGUUCAAAUAUCCGCCGGUUUGAAUUCAGUUUGGGCUAUGACAAAUGAUAACAGGGUAUGGUUUCGAAAAGGUAUUCGAGCCGAUAGAAGCCAUGCCAGUGAGGAACUUCUCAAAGGCACUAUGUGGGUCGAAAUGGUUACCGAAAUGAUCAGUAUAUCGGUGUCAGCUCACGAUCAAGUUUUCGCUGUUAAUAAAAAAGAUAGACGCAUUUAUUAUCGUAGUGGAGUAGACAGUACUGAAUUAACUGGACGGAAAUGGCGUCUAAUUGAAGCUCGUACCCAAGUACAUAAUCUCAACAGUGAACAUAGCAGUUUAUCUUCGUUACUGGAUGACAGUGGCAAUAGCAGCAUGACAUCCGAAAAUGCAGACGAGAAAACAUCUAGAUCUGCUCCUCCUUAUGCUAAAUUUGACGCUAUGUUGUUGACUGAACCCAAAGAAUCAAAACCUACCGAAAAGUUCGAAAUUGACUCUUCCUACAGAAUGAGAUCUUGGAGUCCCAUCAGAGUCGGUGGUUCUUUAUUAGCUAUGGAAGCUCUUCCUGGUGGCAAUGAUUAUAAUUUAGAUUCCGAUUCCCAAAAACAAGUAUUCAGAGAAAAAGACGACCUUUCGAUUGGUUGCCAGAAACAGAAAACGUUAUGGGGAAGUGUUUGCGCCGGAGCUGUGACCAUAGAUCAGCUCAAUUUACCCAAAUGGUUCAUCGAGGAGUCUGUGAUCGAAGAGUAUGACGAAAAAGAACCUUGGAGGAGUAAAAUUUUAACGAAGUUGAAAAACCGAAAUUUAUCUGGAUCGAAGAAGUUUGAAAAUUACGAAAUUGCUAUUGAAACGACAUCGUGGAUUAAAUCGGGAAAAUUCAAAAUAAACCUCCCCGGAUCUCAAGUUCUAGUCGAAUGUGUCGUAGAAUUAGAAUGGAUCGAAAAUAACGCCACUGGUCCAGAUUCUGGCACGUUAUCUGUCUUAUCAUGUAACAGAGCAACCUCACUGCUGCAAUUAAGCUUAUCAGAAAUAACCUGCAUUUUAAAUAGAAGCGAACCAGGUCAACCCUGUUUCACGGUGAACACUUCUAAAACAGUUGAAACCGAUAUAACGCCUUUGAAAUGCUUUUUUUCUUCCGAAAAUGAUUUCGAAGAUUGGCUUCAUUGUAUAUCAACAGUGUGCAAUCAGGUUAAUGGUAUUUCGGAGGUGCCUCCUGAGCGAUCUAUCUGGUGUACUACAGGAUUAGGGGAUAUCUAUGUAACUGAUGCUGAACUCGUAAAGAAAAACCAAGCAACCGAGAACGGCAGAUAUGCCAAAGAAUACAAUAUGAAAAAUUUCUUCGAUUCGUUCAAAAUCUCGCUAAUCAACGGAUUCUCAAUCAAUAGCGAAAUCACCAUUAACGGUUACAUUCCUGCAGAUGCGGAUAGGUUUUUCAUAAAUUUAGUUUGCGGUACAACUGAAGACGUCGCAUUUCAUCUCAAUCCGAGAUUCAUCGAACAGAGAAUCGUUCGAAAUAGUAAUUUAAAUAAGAAGUGGGGUCAUGAAGAAACCGAGGGUAAUUUAAUCAUAUUACCCGGAUCUGAUUUCACCAUCACCAUAUUGUGCUUAGAAAAGAAAUAUAAAGUGUUUAUAAAUGGACUCACGUAUACGUAUUAUCAACAUAGGCUUUCCCCAGAAACCAUUACUGAUAUUCAAGUGGGGGGCCAAGUCGACGUGUUUAAUAUUUUAUACGAAACUAAUAAGGUGAUAUUAUAUCUAUACGAACUCAUCUGGAGAAAAAUCGAAGGAAAUUUACAUAAAGUUGAAACCUGUUCAGCAGGAAUAACUUGGGGUAUCGGAUACAACUGUGUACCUUGGGUGUACACUGGCUCAUGGCCUAGGAUUAGCUCAAAAGGAGAUAACGAUAAAUCAUCAUCGAUCAAAUGCACGAUGAUAAAUACCAAAGAAAUGUACGUAUACGAGAAUCAACGUUGGAACCCACUUACUGGGUUCACUACUCGAGGAUUGCCUACCGACAGAUACAUGUGGAGCGAUGAAACAGGCAGGGAGAAAUUAUCGAAAGAUAGUAUCAAAUUACAAACACAUUGGCAAUGGGUAAACGAAUGGCAAAUCGAUUACAAAACGUCUGGAGGCGUUGAUCAAGAUGGAUGGCAAUACGCUGUCGAUUUUCCAGCCUCUUACCAUCCUCAUAAUAAUAUUACCGAUACCGUUCGUCGUCGUAGAUGGGUUCGUACUUGUCGAAUUGUGAUACCAAAUAGCCCUUGGCAGGAGAUCGGAAACACCAAGUUGAAAGACGUCUCGCUCAAUGUUCUGGAUGACUCAGUUAAUCCAAAAAUUAUCGCUGUUUGGGGCGUGACAAUCAAUGGAGAAGUACUAUAUCGAAGCGACGUCACUACAGAGUGUUUUUCUGGUGAAAAAUGGGAACACGUUGAAAUAGAUCAAUCUAUUCGAAAUAUCAGCGUCGGAGGUACGAGACAAGUUUGGUGCUGUGGUGAAAACGGAGUUUGUUUUUGGAGAUUCGGUAUCACAACUUCUAAUCCUAUCGGUGAAAACUGGCAAUACGUGGAACCGAUAAGUGGCUGUUUUUUCUGUCAAGUUGCUGUAGGUAAAUGGACAGUUUGGGCUUUAGAUACCCGAGGCGAUUUAUACAUUAGACGAGAAAUAACGCCUGUUUUUCCAGAAGGAACUCAUUGGCGUAAAGUUCAAAAUAACGAUAAUCAUAAGUUUAAACACGUUUCGGCUAGUGAAGAGUUUAUUUGGGCUGUAACUAAUGAAGGAGUGAUUUGUAGAAGGAUAGGGAUAAGUGAAGAGUACCCAGAAGGUUUAUCUUGGAUUUAUGGCUUAUCUGGUGAUUGGUUGCAUUUAAGCGAAUAAUGAAGAUCAACGAUCUGCGAAUGAAAAUUCUACCGAAUUUAAUUUCGACGAUUUCAAGUUUAUUUUAUUACCUAUUUGUUUCGUUUUGUUUUUAUUUUCGUUGUGUUAUGAUUGAAAUUUUUCUGUGAUAUUAAUUUCAUGUGCAUAUGUAUUCUUUCUCAUCGCUUUGUCGAAGCUGUUCCAUAAUGCAUUUUUAAACUUUAACCCGCGGCAAUGUUUUCUCUUAUAAUUGUUAUUCUGUCUAUCUGUCUCUUUUUUUUUUUGUAUCUAUUCAUUAGGUAUGUAAUAAUUUCAUCUCUACAAAAAUUAUACGAAAGAAUUGAUUUU
Messenger RNA from Planococcus citri (citrus mealybug), 4305 nucleotides. It is a transcript of the gene Pex23, whose product is annotated as peroxin 23. The coding region runs from base 250 to 3978 and encodes 1242 amino acids. Gene Ontology annotation, molecular function: carbohydrate binding. The transcript is spliced from 24 exons. Lineage: Eukaryota; Metazoa; Arthropoda; Insecta; Hemiptera; Pseudococcidae. The record is from RefSeq and is a predicted model, not a curated record. Gene Ontology annotation, cellular component: membrane.